GUGACGAAGCCAGGAGCGUUGACGCUUUAUGGCGGCAUUCAAUCAGAUUUUGCCGAUGGCAUGCAUCCGUAUGACAGCAUACCAUGGCGAAAGAAGACGACUCUGAAGCUCGUCCCUUUCGACAACUGGGCUGCGUACUUGGACUCGAGCGGGGCGCAGGUCACGUUGGAGCGCUCUUUGGGCCUCGACCGCACUGAUUCCGAGGAC
This is a messenger RNA of Symbiodinium necroappetens, 207 nucleotides long. The record is from the annotation of a GenBank genome assembly. NCBI's taxonomy places the organism in Eukaryota, Dinophyceae, Suessiales, Symbiodiniaceae.